GAGGAUUGAGGAUCUCCACCCACCGAGAAACCUUUCCUGCUUCUUCCUGAUCCAAAAAAACUCCACAGAAGUACACUUUAAAGUCUUGCCAGCUCUCCUGGCUAUAAUAAAAGAUGAGUUAUCCUGGUUAUCCUCCUCAGUCCGGUGCUUAUCCUCCUCAGGCCGGUGGGUACCCUCCACAGGCUGGUGGCUAUCCUCCCCAGCCAGGAAUGUAUCCUCCUGCAGCUGGUGGGUAUCCUCCUCAAGCAGGAGGUUAUCCUCCUCAAGCUGGGGGAUACCCGCCCCAGCCCGGAUCUUUCCCAGGCCAGCCCGGAGCCUUUCCUUCCCUACCUCCAGGUGGAUGGGGAGCUCCAGGUGCUCCGGGAAUGCCUGGAUUUAAUGCGAGCAAUCUGCCUGCGAUGGCAAACGACAUCUCUAAUGCCUUGGGUGGAUUUAAUCCUGGGGGUCCCGGAUCCUACCCUAACCAACAGCCCUUUGGCCUGUCCCCUCAGCCAGGAGGACCCAUGCCUCAGGCACCAGGAAUGGGCUAUCCAGGAGGUCCAGCUCCAGGUCAGCCCAUGCCAGGCUACCCACAAGCCCCUUCACCGAAUCCCCCCAUGCCAGGCUACCCACAAGCCCCAGCAGCCAAUCCAUCCAUGCCUGGCUACCCACAAGCCCCAGCAGCCAAUCCAUCCAUGCCUAGCUACCCACAAGGUCCCAGUUACCCCAAUGCGCCAGCUACCAGUCCAUCCAUGCCCACAUAUGGAGGAGGAGCUCCAGCUGUUCCUGCUAUUAAUCGUGGAUUCAGAGGAACCAUCCCAGAUUUUCCUGGAGCAGACCCAUUAAAAGAUGUGGAGGUUCUUAGGAAGGCUAUGAAAGGCUUUGGUACCGAUGAACAGGCUAUAAUUAAUCUUCUUGGAAGUCGUUCAUGCAGGCAGCGUGUACCUCUGCUGGUUACAUACAAGACUGCCUAUGGGAAGGACUUGGUCAAAGACCUGAAGUCGGAGCUUUCUGGGAACUUUGAGAAACUAGUUUUGGCCAUGUUGAAGACUCCUGCUCAGUUUGAUGCAUCUGAGCUAAAAGAGGCCAUCAAGGGAGCAGGGACUGAUGAGGCCUGUCUGAUUGAGAUCCUGUCCUCUCGCACCAAUGCGGAGAUCAGAGAAAUCAAUCAAAUCUACAAAGCUGAAAACAAGAAAUCACUGGAGGAUGCGAUUAGUGGAGAUACAUCAGGACACUUUCGCAGGCUGCUCAUCUCUCUUGCUCAGGGCAAUCGUGAUGAGAGAGAGACUGUGGAUAUAUCAUUAGCCAAACAAGAUGCUCAGACUCUCUAUCAGGCUGGAGAAAAUAAACUCGGCACAGAUGAAUCCAAGUUUAACGCCAUCCUGUGUGCUCGAAGCAAACCUCACCUUAGAGCAGUGUUCCAGGAAUACCAGCAAAUGUGUGGCCGAGACCUUCAGAAGAGUAUUGAGAGGGAGAUGUCUGGAGAUCUGGAGAGUGGCAUGGUGGCUGUUGUGAAGUGCAUUAGGGACACACCAGCCUAUUUUGCUGAAAGACUCCACAAAGCCAUGAAGGGAUUGGGAACCAAAGACCGCACCCUGAUCCGCAUUAUGGUGUCUCGCUCUGAGGUAGAUAUGUUGGACAUCCGCCAGGCAUACGUGAAGAUGUAUGGCAAGUCUCUCUACACGGAUAUUUCUGGAGACACUUCUGGGGAUUACAAGAAAUUGCUGUUGAAGCUUUGUGGUGGAAGUGAUUAAGAAGAUGCAGCUUCUGUCACAUUAAAGAAGAUUAAAAAAAAAAAGUGCCAUGCGGUGUUCAUACAAAAUAUAUUACUAUACUCUGAAAAAAUGCUUUUAUCUACAAUUGCAUGUUGUUGCCAUAAUUAUAUCAUUGCACAUAUGCCAUAAUUUCAUGUACAACAUUUCUGUGCUGUAUUUUAUAUGAAUCUUUAUUUUAUAUAAAGCAGGCCAUGUUUUUAUUUGUUUCUUUAAUUGGGCCAUUAUGCUGAGUAUAUACUGCAAUAAGACAUAUUAUGAAUCUGAAAAAAGUGCUGUUAUUGAGUCAUAUUUUUGAGAGGGGCUGGGUGAGGGUGCAGAUCUUUAUUUUCCUUUCUGAAUGUGAUGACUUUUCCAGUUUGAUACAAUAACAAUAUCAAGGUGCUGAUACCCAGUACUGAUCCAAAUACCCCUACUCUCUGUCGGCUUCUUUUGCCCAGUUAUGCCAUAUAUCACGGGUAAUAACAAUAUGCCCAGGAUCUUUACAUACUUUUAUAGUAUGAACUAUCAGUAGACUGGAGAAGAAAGUUGAAUCUGAUUCAAUCUCAGUGUUUCACAACAAUCAGUUGUAUUACCAACACUUCAUAGAAUGAAAUGAUUUAUAGAGAUUUAUGCUAUCAACUAAAUACCAAACACUUUUUUAUAACUUCUGUCAACCUUGUUCAGGAAUAAGGAAUUGCAGAAACAACACCUAUGAGUAGAAACAGCUACAUACAAUGCUGUGGCCUACAGUUACACCAAUUCCUAGUUGCUUUACACUAUACUCUGGGAUAAGUGUCCAUAGUAAUAUGGAAUUGAGUGCAUGUUUUACCAUGGAUAUAAAAAAAGAUAUGUGAUUUACUGCAUUUUGUGGAUAACAUUUUUACAUGGUUAUGUUCCGCUUGUGUUGUACACUCAAUACACACACUGUUGCAAAAUAAAAUAAAGCAGCGCAAUCACACUCA
Molecule: messenger RNA, 2695 nt
Organism: Hemibagrus wyckioides
Lineage: Eukaryota; Metazoa; Chordata; Actinopteri; Siluriformes; Bagridae
Gene: anxa11a
Product: annexin A11a
Exons: 15
Coding region: 114-1733 (539 amino acids)
Biological process (GO): cytokinetic process; phagocytosis
Cellular component (GO): cytoplasm
Molecular function (GO): calcium ion binding; calcium-dependent phospholipid binding
Source: RefSeq, a predicted model, not a curated record